Messenger RNA from Knipowitschia caucasica, 318 nucleotides. NCBI's taxonomy places the organism in Eukaryota, Metazoa, Chordata, Actinopteri, Gobiiformes, Gobiidae. The record is from the annotation of a GenBank genome assembly.
AUGGUGGCGAGAUGGCAAAUCCUUGGACGGCCCCUCGAAGCCCUUCCAGAGAAAGCCACAACAAUUGUGAAGGCCUGUGUGGUGCUACACAACUACCUCACCUACACUGAUGAGGGCAACACUGAACCCUGCCGCUACAUAACGCCCUCAUUUGUUGAUGUGGACACAGUGGGACAGCUACAAGAGGGUGAGUGGCGAAGAGUCACUGCAGGAAGCAACGGCCUGGAGAACCUCGCCCCCCCAUCAGCUAACCCGUGCACGGUCCACACGGGCAGCCAGGGCUGUGCGAUCAGAUCUCACCGCCUUUUUCACUUCUGA